Molecule: messenger RNA, 1428 nt
Organism: Symbiodinium pilosum
Lineage: Eukaryota; Dinophyceae; Suessiales; Symbiodiniaceae
Source: the annotation of a GenBank genome assembly
AUGGCCUUUCUGAACAAGCAGUUCUUGCCUCGAGGUAACGCCAGCUCCUCCGCCAAGCUGCCUACAGGGUUGGCGGCGGAUCUUGAGGGCGUGACCCACUACAGCUGCCCAGCCGGGCUGGUUCCCGGCAUCUUCCCAAGCGGUAUGCACUUCCACUUCGAUGGCCUGGCCACAGUGAAAUUCAGCUUUGCCGAUGGGCGCUUGAGUUGGACGGCACGGCCUUAUGAGAGCGGGGCUGAGAAGCACUACAGCACGUGCAUCUUCGGAGGCACCGGAACAGGUCCCACUAUUGGCAUCAAGCCUUGCCUCACCAACCCGGUUGUGAACCUGCUGCCCAUUGAGGACCAGCUGUGGCUUACCACUGACACCUCCAAGUGGGGCCGCGUGAAUCCUGACACCUUGGAUACUUUGCCAGACGAAGUAGAGGUGGCCUCUACUGUGCUGAACGCGCACCCGGCCUGUGAUCCUGCAAGCAAAGCCUGCUUCGUGCAGUACAACUGCGGCGACAACGCGCAGCCUUACACGAACCAGGCCUGCAUUGGUCAGCUGGUGCCAGGGGCUACCGGCAUGCGCACUGUGGAGAUCAGCAGGGCAGAGCUGCCCGAGAGGAAGCUCAUCCAGCACAGCCAUAGUCCUUGCAUCACGCCGGGCUUUGUCAUCAGCAAGAUCGACAGCUUCACGGCACGGAGUCCCUUGAACAGCAACUCGGGGGUUCUGCGCUUCCUGCACCAGGCAGAAGACGACCUCUGGAUGGUCAUGGACAGGAAGACAAACAAGUCCGCAAUUCUUCAAGGAAGCGUGAACUUCGUGAACAACCAUUUCUGGAACUGCUACGAGGUGGACGGCAAUGUCGUGAUUGACAGUGUUGCUGCAACAGAAGAUUACCUCGACAACUACUUUGAGAAGAACCUGGCGGCUGAUAGGAACUGGACGAAGCUUUUCCACCCGGCUCUUCGGUGCACAGUGCCUGCGGCAAAAGGUGGUCCAGUCUCGUGCGAGAAGUUCUUCCUGAAGGACGAAGGAGCUGUGAUCUUCGACUACCCAACUUUCAAUCCCGCCUUCAAGAUGAACCCCAGCUACCAGUACUUCUACGCCAUUGCAGCGAAGGCGCCCACUUCCAGGUGGUUUGAUGAGCUCAUCAAAGUCAACGUCAGGACGAGGUCUGUAGAGCUUUCAUGGUCCUCUCCGGGCAUCUUCUUGACAGAGGCAGACUUCAUCCCCUGGAAGGGCAAGGCGGAUGCCGACCGACCUGAAGAUCAUGGCAUGCUGCUUUCCGUGCUGUACAACACAACAUCGGAUCAGAGUAGCCUCGGGGUUUUUGAUGCUGCCACUUUGGCACUGCUUCACCAGCAGCCGCUCAAUUCCGUGAUCCCUUUCCAUGCACACGGCAUUGUGUGCGUGGAUGGGCGUUGCUACUCAAACCCGUAG